Naegleria gruberi is the source of this 432-nucleotide messenger RNA. RefSeq lists its product as uncharacterized. Lineage: Eukaryota; Heterolobosea; Eutetramitea; Acrasida; Naegleriidae. The record is from RefSeq and is a predicted model, not a curated record. The coding region runs from base 1 to 432 and encodes 143 amino acids. The transcript has 2 exons.
AUGGAAUACCAACCUUUGAAUCAACAAACCAAAUACGAUCCAAAUCAAGUCUACCAACAACCACAACAAGUACCACCUCAAAAUGUAGUCUACUCCCAGCAACCAAUUUAUACUCAAGAACAACAAUAUUAUGCUUCAACACAACCUAUUUAUCAACAAUCCCAUGUUGUGACAACCACCACACAAGGAGAUGUUGAUUAUUUGGAAAAGCAAAAGCAAGAUCAAACUUCCAUGAUGUUGUUUAUUAUUGGUUUCUUUGUUGGUAUUGUGUGGAUUGUUAACUUUAUUCUCCAUCGUAAUUCACCAAGUGAAUCCGCAAGAAAGUUUGCCAAGGCUUCAAUUAUUUGUUUUGCUUUGAGCUUUGUUUUUGCUGCUGUUGCUGUUGGUAUUUAUUUGAUUGUCUUUUUCUCCAUCUUCCAAUCUGCUUAUUAA